This is a messenger RNA of Lathyrus oleraceus (garden pea), 1638 nucleotides long. RefSeq names its product WAT1-related protein At1g09380. Lineage: Eukaryota; Viridiplantae; Streptophyta; Magnoliopsida; Fabales; Fabaceae. The transcript is spliced from 7 exons. The record is from RefSeq and is a predicted model, not a curated record. Gene Ontology annotation, molecular function: transmembrane transporter activity. Gene Ontology annotation, cellular component: membrane. The coding region runs from base 344 to 1459 and encodes 371 amino acids.
AGAAUGGCAUCCAACAACAAUUUCCUUCACGAAAUAUCCUAAAUAUCAACUCAACCAUAUGAAUUAUGCAUAUUACAGAAAAAUACUACUAAGUGCUUAUAAGGUGGAUUAAAAGCUGGUUACCAAUAUUCUUUAAUUUUUCAAUUUGUUUUCCAGCAUUUAUUUCUACUAAUGAUUUUUAACUUUUAACUUUUUCAUACUAAAAAAACCAUUGAAAUACCAAACCAACUUACUAACUCUCUAAUUAUAUAUUGCUCCAACCAUCUCUCUUGAGUUCAACACACCACUUUAUUUUUUCUCUUUUUGGAUAUUAUUAUCUAUUUUCAUCAAACAAAGUGAGAGAAUGGAAAGUGUGAAAAAGUGGUUCAUGUCUUCUCAAGCUUUUCUAAGCAUGCUUUUAGUGCAAAUUUUUGCAACUGGAAUGCAACUUUUGUCGAGGAUCAUUUUGGUUCAGGGUAGUUUCAUUUUUGCACUCACUACCUAUAGAUAUAUUGUUGCUGCUGUUUCUAUUGCUCCAUUUGCACUCUAUUUUGAAAGAGGACUUGCCAAGAAGUUCAAUUGGAGGAUUUUGUUGUGGCUUUUCAUUAAUGCAUUGGUUGGGAUGACAAUGUCUCUAGGAUUAUUCUAUUUUGGUCUUCGAGACACGACUGCUACUUACUCUGUCAACUUCCUCAACUUAAUCCCUAUUUGCACUUUCUUGAUCUCUAUCAUGCUCAGAAUAGAGAAUCUAAAGAUUGAAACAUUGAGUGGUAAAGCCAAGUGUCUCGGGACAAUUGCGUGUGUUGGUGGAGCAUUAGCUACAAGUCUUUACAAAGGAAAGGAAUUUUAUAUUGGUCAACAUCACAAUCACUAUGUUGAUAAGAUUGUGACUGCAACACACAAAACUCACAUGCUUCAUGGGACUUUCUUUUUAAUUGGAUCGUGUUGUUCUUACACAACAUGGUUUAUCAUGCAAGUUAAGUUGGUUAAAGUAUUUCCAUUGAGAUAUUGGGGAACAAUGCUAUCGUGCAUUAUGGCUGCAAUUCAAUCAGCAGUAAUAGGUGUAUUCAUAAAUUCUAGUAAAGAAUCUUGGAGGUUAGAGUGGAAUCUACAACUUAUUACUAUACUUUAUUCGGGAGUAUUGGCUACUGCUGCUACAUUUUGUUUACUAUCAUGGGCAAUUACUAUUAAGGGACCUACUUAUCCUUCAAUGUUCAAUCCUCUUACUCUAGUUUUUGUUGCAAUAUUAGAGGCUAUUGUACUUGGCGAACCACUAAGAGUUGGAACGUUGUUGGGCAUGAUUUUGAUUAUUCUAGGAUUGUAUUACUUUUUAUGGGGCAAAAGGAAUGAAAUGCCACAUAUGUCUCAAACAAAUGUAGCAGCUUCUGAGUUAUCAAUAAGCAUGACUGAUGAUGCUACUGUGCAUAAAUCAACAACAACAAUAGCAUCGAGUUCUUCACCUUAUGAGAGUAUACCGUGAUUUUUUUUAAUCUAUUCAUAACUGCAUGCAUUGUAUGGUGAAUAUGAAGAAGUAGACUAUUAUCGUACUUUAAAAUGAUAAAAUUGUUCAAAUUUAAUAAUGUUAUUUUUAUUUUCAUUCGAGAUUGUUCCUUGUAAGUUGAAAUUGACUAUCAUAUAAAAAGUACAUAUAUUAAGUAA